Molecule: messenger RNA, 8099 nt
Organism: Dermacentor andersoni
Lineage: Eukaryota; Metazoa; Arthropoda; Arachnida; Ixodida; Ixodidae
Gene: Oamb
Product: Octopamine receptor in mushroom bodies
Biological process (GO): G protein-coupled receptor signaling pathway
Cellular component (GO): plasma membrane
Molecular function (GO): G protein-coupled receptor activity
Source: RefSeq, a predicted model, not a curated record
AGCCCCGACGGACGGGGCCUGGCGGCCGGGAGCGAACCGCGACGCAAGGUAGCCCCGAGCACCGUGGCGGCGGCCCGGUAGCAGCAUGAACGAGACGUGCCUGUCUAGCGUGCCGCCGGACAAGCUCUACGAGCCGGUCACUGUGGCCCUGUUCCUUGUGCUGGGCUUCAUCAACGUACUCGUCAUUUUCGGCAACCUGCUGGUCAUGGUGGCCGUGCUGGCGUCCACGAAGCUGCGUACGGUCACCAACUACUUCGUGGUGUCGCUGGCCGUGGCCGACCUGUCGGUGGGGCUCGUCGUGCUGCCCUACUCAAUUGCGUUAGAGGUGCUCGAGGUGUGGCUCUUCGGCCACACCUGGUGCCAGAUCUGGCUCGCUGUGGAUGUGUGGCUCUGCACUUCGUCCAUCCUGAAUCUGUGCGCCAUCAGCGUGGACCGAUACCUGGCCAUCACGCGGCCGGUUCGCUACCGCAGCCUCAUGUCGUCGCGCCGCGCCAAGCUGCUCAUAGUGGCGGUGUGGGUGAUUGCUUUCGUCAUCUGCUUCCCGCCGCUCGUCGGCUGGAACGACGGGACUCAAAACAGCGUGCCUUACCACGGGUUGAACGAGACCUCGCACAAUUUGAGCAUCGUUGCCGAUGAACCAUUGCCGCUCUGCGAGUCCGCGCAGUGUGUGCUCAUAAACAACAAGGGCUACGUUAUCUACUCAGCUCUGGGCUCCUUCUACAUACCGAUGCUGUUCAUGCUGUUUUUCAACUACCGCAUAUACCGCGCCGCCAUCCAAACUGGACGUGCCCUUGAGCGAGGCUUCAUAACCACAAAGUCAGGCAAGAUCAAAGGACGCACGCAGGACCAGAGGCUUACGCUGCGCGUCCAUCGCGGCAACGAUUCCGCUAUGAACGCCAAGCGAGGCAGCGAGCACCUCGGUGCUGAGACCUGCAUCGACGGCAUCGUCACCGGCCGUCGCAGACCCGGACUCAAGAAGUCGCGGGACGAGCCAUCAGCCAGCGCCCGGUCGUCUGCCAGCAAGGCGCGUCAACAGAGUGACCAGCGGGCCACGCGCUCGGCGCCGCCUUCGUUCAAGUCGAACAGGGGCAGCGCCCGCAACAGUGGACACAACGGCACCAGCGGCGGCGGCAGCAAGAGCUCACGCUCGAGCAAACGCAGUCAGCGCUGGCAGGCCAAGCGGUUCCGCACUGAGGCCAAGGCCACCAAGACCGUGGGCACUAUCGUGGGCGGCUUCAUAUGCUGCUGGCUGCCCUUCUUCACCGUGUACUUGGUGCGUGCAUUCUGCGAGCACUGCAUCCCCAACCUGCUGUUCUCGGUCUUCUUCUGGCUCGGAUACUGCAACUCGGCCAUCAACCCGCUCAUCUACGCGCUCGUCAGCAAGGACUUUCGGAUGGCCUUCAAGCGCAUCCUGUGUCGCUGCCGCCUCAAAGAGGGAGGCGUCUCGUCACUCAUCAAACAGAUCCACAUGCUCACUGUACUCGACGACGCACCCCCGGACAACGCCGAGUCGCCCUAGAAUCCUGGUCACAUCCUUCUCCUGCUCGUGCUGUUGGGGCACUUCCGCUGGGCGCCACUACUUGUUUGCACCUCACCCGCUCACUGCACGGCGUGUCUGUGCCGUAGUGACUUUGUCGGUGUCCAUCUCACGGCUGUAAGGUCGUUUUCCUCACCCACGUGAAUCACUAUAGCAGCAGAGCAAACGUGCCAGUACCAGAGCGUUUCUGCCACACGUUUGUCACACGAUCAGUUGUUAACUGUUUGUACACACUAAGUGUCUCGUUGUUACUAGGCGUUCGUGGUCGUCCCUACGCUGCUGUGCGCACUUGGUUCGUACUUGUGCGUAACGAUAUGAUCUCUUUCACGUUUUGUCUAGCCCAGAAGAUGUAAGGUCUCCGCUCCCCGUGAGCGUCCGCAAGCGUUCGAAGGCAGUUCGAACGGUCACAUGCCUACUGAGCCGCAGCCACGGAGCACAAAUUUGUACCAAGAGCACUGUGUCUCUAACAGAAAGUGCCGUGUAGUUUGUAUGCCCCUAGAGCCGGUAGCCAUGCUUUAACACGCAAUGAGUGCCACUGCGAAAGUAAACAAGCAGGAGCACCCAGCUUUCAAUUGAAAGUACGCCGAACAUGUUGCCUGCAUAUUUUCCCUGUGCUCUGCGCAUAUUCCUUCUUGUUUUGUAAAUGAAGGCAAAUGAAUCAGGUAUUUAGGUGUGUGUAAUCAGAGUCAUGAAAUAUAAGUUAUAAAUCAUAUUAUUUUAUUAAUGAAAUUUUCACUACUGUCCGAGUUGUCUUAAUUGCUGAGGAGAUAUUGGUGGGUUCAUUGGUUGGCCAUUAUCGUUUCACAGGCAGCGCACUUGUUAAGACAUGGAGUAACAAUAAAUCACGCAAAUAGGAGCCCUGAACUGCAAAUGCAGGUUUAUUGCUGCGUGAGAAGCAUCUAUAUUUGCGCUUGCACUCAACGCACGCGCCAGUGAAAGCGAGAGGGGAUGAAUGGGGUGCAUCAAACAGAUAUGAUUAAGACCGAGGACCUUAAGGGGAAGCUUUAGCUCGAGAGCUCCCGUCUAAAUGCACGAGAAAAGAGAAAUCGUUUUUCUCGACCAGCACUGCACCGAAUUUAAUGAGGUUUCUUGCACUUAAAGGAAAACGUUAAAAUCUGGUGACUAGGAAGAGUAUCUUUUAUUUCGGUGGUCAAUCUUUUCAUAAAAUUUUUUUUAAUAUCACCAAUUUUCAGCAAAGUAAAUUAUCAAGUUUACAACUCUCUAAGUCAACAAUGCAAAUUAUAUCACAAUUUUGCAAAUUGCAUCAAAUCUAAAGGUGACAGUCUGAAGGGGACAAAAUUGAUGCAUUAUGCGUGGCUCUCAAAUACACCACUGCUAUGUGAGUAGGACUUUUUCAGCACCCUCGUAAACAAUAUAACAAGUUUAUGUGACAUAACAGUUAAUAUAUCAAUUCUCUCCACUUUGAAUCUUCUAACUGAAGCAAUUUAGAUAACUGCGAUCUCAUUUUGGUGCAGUUACGGAUUUGUUAAGCUCGUGCUUCUAUUUCUUUCACAUCAAUUUUCGGCAAUGUUCGCAAAGGCAUUCAAGCCCUAAAUAAAAAUUAUGCCUUCAAAAGCCAGUAAAAUUUAACUUCCUUCUUAAUAUGCAACAAAUUUCUUUAAAAUCGACCCUGGGCUCAUCUCAGAUAAGAAUUUCGGCGUUUUACAUGUAUUUGGAUAGACGACUUUGGAGUUGGGCACGAGCUAAUGCUUCCUCUUAAACACAAAAGGCCACAUAAGAAGUACCCGAAAAAAAAUUCACCGACGAUUAUGAUACUCCCUAACGCGAAUUUUGAGCGCAGCAAUUUGGGUGUUUUGAUUUCGCUAUAUAAUUUUUUUCUGAACGACAGGGUCCUCUAGGCGGCGGCGCUGAGCCUCUGCUCGGGCAGCUCACUCAGCAGCAGCGGCAGACGAAGCAUUUCCACCGUUGCGUCGCUCAUUGUUCAGAAAGAAAGCGGGAAUACGGGAAGACGUUGCUCGCGCGGAGGGCCUUCUCUAGCGGCGGUGGCGCAGGCGAAGUAGCGCAUGCGCGGUGGGUCCGAAGCCCACGUCAGCGCUUGGUUUACAUAUAUGGUAUAGGUGGACGCGCUCGCCGCAUGCCUCGUCGCCGACCUGAGCCUACCUGAAGGUGGUGUUGCCUGAACCACGUCUCGUGCGGUACACCGCUUUCUUCCUCACCUUUUCGCCAUACUCCCCUCCCCCGCUUUCCUCCUCGCACUCUCUUCGCUCUCGCUCUCGCCGGGAAGAUGCAUCAACACACGGCUGAUGAAGCACAGAUACCACUGCUCGAAAAAAAGAUUCGGGUCACCUGGCUCUCCACUGCAGAGAUGCGGCUGCUCACCCCAAAUGGCACAUACCAAUGUGGUGUGCUGAACAAGACGCAAACUUACACAGGGGAAUCUUAGAAGUGAUGUACAUUCACAGGAUGAAGGACACGUGUGUUAGUUGCUCUUCGGUAGCUUUUUCAGAAAAAAGAAAAGAAAAAGUUCUUACGCAUCUGAUUGCCCCAAAGUCAAGGGUGGCGUAUUGUUUGGUUCCGCUUUGUUUACCCAGCUUCAUUUUUUUAAAUAUUGUCAUUUGUGGUUAAGGUCAUCAUCGGCCUCAAUAUUAUCCUUCUGAAGCAACUAGUCCUUCAUCCUCCUCUUCCUUUCACCAGCGCAUGUACAGUGUUCAAGGACAAAUGUACGAGUAAAUGCUUCUCGCACCGCAAUAAACCUUCAGUUGGAGUUCAGCGCUCGUGUUUAUGGGAUUUAGUAUUAGUCAGUGCCUUAAAGGUGUGCUGCCUAUAAAAUAAAAUUGGCUUAAUUGACCGCCUUUCCGUAACUGCAAUUAUGCGUAGUGGUAUCCGGUGAGUAUAAAGUGAUAAGGAAAUUGCAAAGUAGUUCGGAAACCCGAACAUUGUCGUUGCAUUUGAUGAAGGAGCUCGACCGAAGUGUUUCAACGUGCGACAAAUUGCUCCUACUUUCACCUAGAUGUCUCUUUUAUCUGCCUACCUUGCGAUUUGUAUUGCAGAUGUCCACAUGCCAAGACUAUAGAAACAACACGCACGAACUGUGCCUGUGCUGCUUUUUCUACCCUGGGAGACGCAUUUCAAAAAUGUACUUCACAUGGCAUGCCUGUAGUGUUUCUUAUUUAUGCUACCUACGUUGAGCAUUUUAACUAUUUUUGGUUGACUUUUCAUGUGAUAUACUCAUAAAAGUUUCAUGCUGAGUGCGAAGUGGUGGAUGCCUUGUCCUCAAAUAUUUAUACGUUUUAACGUUUGACAAGUGAGAAAAUUUUUUUGUCGUUAUUGUUAUUGUUGCUGCUGUUAUAUUAUUAAAUAGGCAACGACACUGCGAAGAAACAGCGUCACGAGAACAGCAAAAAGCCGUUUGCUGGGUAGUUAUAAAUCUCCCACCUCUACCUUUCUGUUUUCUUUUUUUCUGCGCCACAAUCCUUUCCUUUCUUCGUGUUUUUCAGCACAGCUAGAGCUUAAUAACAUUAUAGACUUCUUUUACGUAACACCAUAUGUAGUGAUCUUUCUAAGGACUUGAAUUUGCAUCUGGCUGAUCAUGAAUUGUUUUUCUAUAUUGAAACGAUUUACUGUGCCCACAGCGCAGCCUUAUGUUGUGUAAUGCGUCCACAUGCCGGUCUUUAUGUGCAACUGUUUUCUAGUCAGGUCCGCAGCUUUACGCAGAUUGUCCGAUAAUCGUUUGUUAGGAGUACAGGGUCUCUGUUAAGUUAUUCUUUGAGAGGUAGAGCCACGUACAACAAACUUUGCACAACAUUUCAUGUCAAGAAUGAAGCUCACAGAGAGGUUUGCUCCGCGCCGCCAUUAAGCAUGCAUCAGGCAGGCUAAUUUAAACUUUGCACAGCUUCAGUACUGCUUAGCAUGAAAAAAAAAGCAAGUUGGUUUGGCUCCUCCGCUAAUUAAGUAACUCAUAAUCUCAUAAUCAGGAAUGAUCAAAGCGUAACAAAAUAGAACACUCACGAAAACCGCGAGAGCGUCCUACCAAUCAAUGCACGCGGUAGUACGGCAAGCAUUAAGGUUUGCUUAUGAAAACCUGAUUUCGCAGUCUCCUGCAAAGCCCUCUGAGUGAAAGCGACUGCCCUGUUUUACAUUGUCUCCUGUCGCCUAACCAGCAAUGUGUCAACGGGGCACCGAGGCAUUAUUAUUCGACCUUUCCUUUGUUCUGAUUUCUCAAAAUGUUUCAUCUUUUCUCUUGCAACAGGAUGUACACUGUUGUGUCACGCAAGAUCACUACCAACAUUGACGAAUUAUUCUUGCAGUUUAUUAGAAGACGUUCAGUACUGCAUCACCAAAAUUAAAAAAAUAAUAAGAAGAAAACAGACAAUAGUAGCAGCGUGAUGUAAGCAUGACUAUUUCGAUAGACAUCUUAGUGUAGCAUGCAUUGCAGGAGCUCUCACUGAGACUUUUCCUGUUCCAUGCAACACAUCUUUAUCUACACGAGCGGAGCGUAAGGCUCAGUGACGCAGCAACAUAGUAUUCGAGAAAAUAUAUAAAGUCUACUUAUAAAAGACCUUGCCCUCAACCAUGACUACUACUUUUACUGGCAAUAUAUUCAAUGACUGAUAAAAUUAUGCGUUCUUUAAUAUCAGGUCACUUCCACGCAUGCUCUAUUCCCAUCUGAAGUGUAUAAGUCGCAUUAAGGUGGGCGAUAACGGUUAGUACAAACGCCAACAAGCUGCGUUUAUGAUAAGUGCCGGUGACUCGAAGUGUGUGGCAGAAUUUUAUGUGGACAUCAUUGUGUGUGUUAGAGAGAGAAAGGCAAAGGAAAAACAGGGAGGUUCACUAGAGAUUAUCUCCGGUUGGCUACCCUAUACAUGGGGAGAGGCAAGAGGAUGUGAUAGAUGAGAAAAAAAGAACACGAAAAGAAAAGAACAAGAAUACCGCACUGACAGACCUCAUUGUGCUACUUAAAGCAACUACCUGCUGCGAAACUGUUGUUAUUCAUAACCACAGACCUCUGAUACGUAAUUUAUACUCCUUUAUUUUGCUUUGUUACGGCUGUUGCUGCUAUUGUCUAGGCGAAAACACGCUCCAGUGUGUUGCCGUCGUGCUUCGGAGCGGCGUCUUUUUUUAAAACUUUAUUGGAUUUGUUAUCCAUUGGUAAAACAGCGUUCAUAAAUUGCAAAGAGAUAACACCUAAUAUAAGUUUGAAGCAACUGACAUGCUGUUAAUAUUUGUCGUUGGAUUUACGGGAAAAAAGUAAUCCGAGAUGAAAAUAAAAACGCAAGUUCGUUCAUCGUAGAAGUAAUACUGAGACGAGAUUCACAUAUCUGCAUCUGAGAUGCAGAUAUGCAAACUAUAUAAAGUAUGUUGCACUUUGCGCUUUUGGGACAGGCUGCACUUGCAUAAGGUCAACAUAACCAGAGAGCUCUCAGCAGAAAACAGCGCAGACGCAUAUUUUCUGCGUCCGUUGAGAAAGCACAUGCGCGUGCUGGCCGCGGCGGUCAAUCGUGAGGACAAUUUUUUUUUUGUAUUAUCACUAAGUGGUGUUUCUUAUUUCUCCCAUGUAUGUCUGUUGAUAAUGUUCCAUUUCUGUUCCGUUCUACCUUUGUUUCUUUUGUUUUCUCUCUCCAUAGCAUGUCUUGUGCUUGCGUACUAAAAGCGCACCAUCUUCAGAUGUACCUUGCCCACUGAGAACGCGGUCAGUGCUAUAGGUCAAUGCUAUAGGAAUGUGAGCGCUGAGGCUCACAUUCUAACCCCCAGUGCUUACCCUUCGCACCAUUUCGAUGCCAGGAGCGCCAAAGAGACCAGUUCACUUUGUCCAGAAGCUUUGCUUAAACUAGUAUUGGCUCGGCAAGCCUUGACAACGGCAGUACAGGUUUCCACUGCCGAGAAAAAAUGCCGCGAGACGGCAAUCGUUGCACUCAACGGCAGGCAUUUAUUGCUUUGGCAUUUAUGCUUCAGAAGCUUCCUGGCUUCCACUUCUUCCAGUGAAAGCACAGAUUACACAAUACUGAAAGCACAGAUUACAUACGCGUAGAAAAACAAGUAAAUUGUAAUGCAUGUUCACAAUACACAGGCGUCGGAGACGCGUGCAGGGGAUAGGGGUGUAGUGACUUUGUUCCUUAUCACUAGUAAUGGCACGAAAAUUACAGCGACUAGUUUUUGGUCUUACUAAUUACGAGACUAUGUUUUAAAAUUUUAAUCCAUGCAGCGUUGUACGAAAUUUAACUCACUUCUACUGACUAGAUAAUAGUUAAGGAACACAUUAGUGUCAAUAGGAACUUCUGAACCCCGCAAAUAAAUAAGUAUUCGUCGCUAUCACACGAAAAAGUAGAGUCACUAUGUCUUGUGAUAUCAAGUUUCAGCCUUGUACACCACGCGGUGCAAGUAGUAUACGCUUUCCCAAUUGGAUACGCAGUCCGUGUCUUAUUAAAAGGGCACAUCUCAUUCACAAGAUUAGGUUAAGCACUUUCAGCUGACUUCUUGAGCAAGGGUAGCCGCGAUGUGACAUAUUUGACUGACAGGUAUUAAAAUUAAUAGUAUUUCAUCAAUAAUAAUUACUGGAUAAGUAAUGUAUGAACAUCUAAUUAAACAACCUAUAUAUAUAUAU